UUUUCCGAGCCGGGGUUUCCUGCCUGAGCGCCGAGAGGCCGUGCGACGCCAUGGGCCGGCCGGGCCCGGACCCGCAGCUUGCGCGGUAAGCGCGGCCCGCCGAGCGUGUUGGAGGAACUGAGCAGCCCGCGUCCCGCUUCUGUUUUCUGGCGUUUCCUCAUUCUGUUUCUCUUCCCCAAUCCCAGACCGCAGUGAUGUGGGCGCGGAGCUCGGCCUCUCCGCCACGUUCUCCGCCAUGAGCGGGCCCACCGUGCAGCCGUCCCGCACGUCCUCGGCACCCGCGUCGCCUGCAUCCCCGCGCGGCUGGAGCGACUUCUGCGAGCGGCACGCAGCGGCGGCGGCCCGAGAGCUGGCCCGCCAGUACUGGCUAUUCGCACGCGCGCACCCACAGCCGCCGCGCGCCGACCUGGUGUCGCUGCAGUUCGCCGAGCUCUUCCAGCGCCACUUCUGCCGGGAGGUACGAGAGGGUCUCGCGGGGCCGCCGGGUCGCGACUACCGGGCCACCGCCCCGCACCGCCCCGCGCUGCCCAAGGCACGCAGCUCCGAGGACCUGGGCCCGCGGCCCGCCUGCGCCCUGCAGCACCUGCGCCGCGGCCUGCGCCAGCUCUUCCGCCGCCGCUCGGCUGGGGAGCUGCCGGGGGCUGCCAACGACACCGACGACACCGACAAUGAUACCUCCGCCUCCACCAGGCCGGGCCCGGCCCGCAAGCUGCUACCCUGGAGUCUUCGGGAGCCAUCGGCCGAGGCGCUCAAGGAGGCGGCGCUGCGCUACAGCCUGGCGGAUGAGGCAGCCAUGGAUAGUGGCGCGCGCUGGCAGCGGGGUCGCUUGGUGCUGCGGGCCCCGGGUCCAGGCCACGGCCGCCUGUUGCAGCUCUUCGAUCCACCCAAGAGCUCAAAGCCCAAGCUCCAAGAGGCCUGUUCGAGCAUCCGGGAGGUCCGGCCAUGCACACGCCUGGAGAUGCCUGAUAACCUCUACACGUUUGUGCUGAAGGUUCAGGACCAGACAGACAUCAUCUUUGAGGUGGGAGACGAACAGCAGCUGAACUCAUGGCUGACAGACCUCAGGGCAAGCACAGGCCAAGGGUUGGAGCACAUGGACACAGAGUUACCCCUUUCCUUAGUAGCAGAGCCUGGCCCAGCCACCUCCCCAAGGGGAAGCACUGACUCCCUGGACCAAGGUGCUUCACCUGGGGCGAUGCUGGACCCAGCCUGCCAAAAAACAGAUCACUUUCUGUCCUGUUACCCCUGGUUCCACGGCCCUAUCUCCAGGGUGAGGGCUGCACAGCUGGUUCAGCUACAAGGCCCUGAUGCCCAUGGUGUGUUCUUGGUGCGGCAGAGUGAGUCCCGGAGAGGGGAAUAUGUGCUCACAUUCAACUUACAGGGCAGAGCCAAGCACCUCCGCCUAGUGCUCACAGAACGUGGACAGUGUCGUGUGCAGCACCUGCACUUCCCCUCAGUGGUGGACAUGCUCCGUCACUUCCAGCGCUCCCCCAUCCCACUUGAGUGUGGAGCAGCCUGUGAUGUUCGGCUCUCUGGCUAUGUGGUAGUCGUCUCCCAGGCACCAGGUCCCUCCAACACUGUCUUCUUCCCUUUCUCCCUUCCUCACUGGGACUCGGAGCUGGGUCUUCCCCACCUCAGCUCUGCUGGCUGUCCCCCUGGGCUCAGCACGGAGGCUCUCCCUGGCCGAGUGACACCCCCAGAGCAGAUCUUCCACCUGGUGCCUUCUCCUGAGGAACUGGCCAACAGUCUUCGGCACCUGGAGCUGGAGACUGUGAGCAGCAGUGCCCAGGACUCAGACUAUGAGAUGGACUCCUCUUCACGGAGCCACCUUCGGGCCAUCGACAACCAGUACACCCCUCUCUCACAGCUGUGCAGAGAUGCAAACUUGUGAAUGUAACCAUCUUCCUUUCCUCCAGGCUGCCAUCAGCCUUCCCCAGCUCAGAUGUACCCCUCCACCAGGCUGUCACAGGCCUCCUGUCAGCCGCAGCUAGCCCCUGGCUUUCUCCCACUGUUUACAAAUGUAGUCUUGUGCACAGGUGCCAGUAGCUGGUACCGUAGGCGUAGUCCCCAACCCAGAGGCGGUGGGGGCUGUAAGACCAGAGCUGGCAGUGGAAACUGACAGAGCUGAUGACAGACUUCCUUCUAGUAGGGUCAUCGGGAAGCACAAAACACUAACAACAGUCCCUGGAUUCCCACAUGGUUUCCUUUCCUGUGGCUUCAGUUCCAUGGCAAGGCCACAUUCUAUGCCACAGGUGAUGGAUGCUUCAUAAUCCUGCUUCUACUCUUAGCUUUAGGACAAGCUAGGGGGACAAGCUUAAAAGAUCAAAAAUGAUUUUAAACAUUUUACCUCAGAUUAAAUUUUUUUUUUUAAAGAUUCAGGUUUCCAUUUAAAAUUACAGCUUAUUUCACUGCCCUGCCCUUCUAGUACCCGUGCCACUCUCAAGUCAGGGGCAGCUAAGCACACCUGCUCAUUCGCCCUGAGCCAGGCUAGUGCACUAGUGUUCUUCUCUGCUCAUCCUCAGGACAGUUGCCUGCAGUGGGGUAGCCACUAUCCUAAUGUAGAGAAUGAAGUGUGUCACCCUUUCAGGGAAAUCCAGGCAGCUUGCAGAGAGAGGCGGGUGGCAAGGGACAUUCUGCCCCAGUGCCUUAUGCAUAUAAAGGCCAGGACCCUGGUUUAUAGCAGCUUUACCAAGGAUGGGAUGAACAGGUGGGGGAGAAAUAAGCACAAAUGGAAGGGAUCCUAGGC
This is a messenger RNA of Acomys russatus (golden spiny mouse), 2746 nucleotides long. RefSeq names its product SH2B adaptor protein 3 (gene Sh2b3). Gene Ontology annotation, biological process: intracellular signal transduction. Lineage: Eukaryota; Metazoa; Chordata; Mammalia; Rodentia; Muridae. The transcript is spliced from 8 exons. Gene Ontology annotation, molecular function: transmembrane receptor protein tyrosine kinase adaptor activity. The coding region runs from base 236 to 1891 and encodes 551 amino acids. Gene Ontology annotation, cellular component: plasma membrane. The record is from RefSeq and is a predicted model, not a curated record.